AUGGCGGAGGAUUAUCAAACAACUAACAAUGUUGUGGAAUCAGACUUAACUAAUAUGUUGUUGAAGGACUUGAAUGAACUCUUAAACAUGCACGGUAAAAAAAUUGAAGAUUACGAUCUCCCAUCUUUACCCCCUAAUACAAUAGAAGGAAAUUCAAUUCCAAGUCUCAUACAAGAGGAUUUAGCGGUCGAUAACCCCAAUGAAGAUAUUGAAUUUGUUGCUAAGUUAAAUAAUGAUCAAAUGAUUGCAUUCAAGACCAUUAUGAAUGUAAUUGUUCAAAAACACAGUGAGGUAUUUUUUGUUGAUGGUCCAGGAGGAACAGGUAAAACAUUCCUUUAUCGAACAUUAAUGGUAAGUUUAAGAAGUAUAAGAGAAAUUGUCUUAGCAGCUGCAUCAUCUGGUAUAGCUGCAACAUUGUUUCCCGGUGGUAGGACUGCACACUCUCGAUUUAAGAUACCUAUUGAUAUACAACCGAGUUCCAUUUGUGGUAUUCAAAAGCAAAAAGAUCUUGCAAAUCUCAUUAGAGUUGUUAGCGUAAUAGUUUGGGAUGAAGCACCAAUGACAAACAAAAAUUGUUUGGAAGUCUUAGAUCGAUCAUCACAAGACAUUUGUAGUAAUAGUGCUCCAUUUGGUGGAAAAGUUCUUAUCAUGGGGGGAGAUUUUCGUCAAGUUCUUCCUGUUGUAAGAAAAGGUACUAAGGCACAAAUGAUUUCAGCAUGUAUUGUUCAAUCUCAUUUAUGGGAUCAUACUAAGAUUUUGCGUUUGCGUCAAAAUAUGCGAUCAUUGCAUGAUCAAGAGUUUGUAGAAUUUCUUAUUCACAUUGGUGAUGGUGUUGAACCUACCAAACCAAAUGACAUGGUGAGGUUACCUUCAUAG
Messenger RNA from Lathyrus oleraceus (garden pea), 876 nucleotides. Its product is annotated as ATP-dependent DNA helicase RRM3-like. Gene Ontology annotation, molecular function: DNA helicase activity. Lineage: Eukaryota; Viridiplantae; Streptophyta; Magnoliopsida; Fabales; Fabaceae. The record is from RefSeq and is a predicted model, not a curated record. The transcript has a single exon. Gene Ontology annotation, biological process: telomere maintenance; DNA repair. The coding region runs from base 1 to 876 and encodes 291 amino acids.